Tetranychus urticae (two-spotted spider mite) is the source of this 5528-nucleotide messenger RNA. RefSeq names its product ABC transporter G family member 23-like. Gene Ontology annotation, molecular function: ATP hydrolysis activity; ABC-type transporter activity; ATP binding. NCBI's taxonomy places the organism in Eukaryota, Metazoa, Arthropoda, Arachnida, Trombidiformes, Tetranychidae. Gene Ontology annotation, cellular component: membrane. The record is from RefSeq and is a predicted model, not a curated record.
GAGAAGUAAAAAUGAAAAUUGAAAAUAAGUUAACUUGAGCGAUAUAAAAUAUUGUUUAAAUGUAAAAGGCUGAAAGAUGAUGUUUAUCCAGUUGAUAAUUGAAAUAGAAAGUUACCCCAAAAUUGGAUUAAUGUGUAUAAUAGUGAUUUGAUGUGAAAAGAGUCGUAUUUAAAUUACCACUUAAACUGAUCCUCAGUUAAUCCGAUGAAAGAAGGCAAAAAUGAACAAAAGUAAAUACACUUUUUUUUGUUGUUGUCGCUCUCUAUGAUAACUUUUAACACAACAAAAUGUCAUCACAUCCUCAUCUUCAUCUAUAUCAUGUCUAUCAUCAUCUAUAUCAUCAUCUUUUGUCCUCCAAAAAGUACAACAUAAUAUCAUCAAAAAUAAAAGUGAAAACCUCAUCAUCAUCUUGAGAUUUUUGGUGUAAAUCAAAGGUUUUUUUAGCUUUCAAAAUAAAACGGACAAUCAACCAAACCAUUGAGAUUUUCAAUCAUCCUCAUCAUCACCAUCAUCGUUAUCUUCAUCAUCAAUAUAAUCACAAUCAUCUACAAAAAGGUUGAGACAAAAAGCUUUCAAUUUUUAGGUUCACUUUCAUCAAUCCUGGGUUGAGUGAUGAACGCCAAUUGAGCAACACAUUGACAAUACUUACAAGAUCCUUUUCAUCUUCCUUUUUUCAUCUUCUUCAUCUUUUCGUCUUCCUUCUUCCUCUUCUGUUUAAAUUUAUUUGUGUUGAUAUUUUUGGAAACGGUUGGUUCCUUUUUUUCAAUCACCUGGAGCUUCAAUUGUCCCCCAGUAACGGUAACUAAGGUUAACUUCAUUUUUGUUUUACCCGCCUUUCCACUUGACCAGUUUUUCCCUCAACAUUUCAGCUUCUAUUUAUCUUACAAUAAUUUACUGAUAAUCAACUUAUUUAAUAACUUUUUAAUAUAUGUUUAAUAUUAUUAAUAUCAUGAUAAUUAUGCUGUUGACAUAAAUUUAGUAAAGAAAACUCUUUAUUUUCAUUUCUCUCUUUCUCUUCUAAAUCCUUUCCUUUCUCUAUCCUUUGCGCUCCUUUUGUGUUAAUGGUACUGUUGUUUUUAUAGUCAAACUAAACGUUUUUGCUGUUGUUGUUGAUUAUAUUAUAUUAUAAAGAUUAUCAACUCUUUUUUCCUGUUCAAUAUUUUUCCUCUCCAUUUAAAUAUUACAUUUCAAUUGUUGUUGUUGGCGUUGCUAUUUUCAAUACUUGUAGUCACCUCAAAAAUUAUAAGAGAAGGGCAUUUGUCUUCAUUCAAAGUUGAGGAGAUAAUUGUUAGUAAUUAAACGGGAAUUUCAUCUGGUUUUAACCUUGUAACAAAAAACGCGCCUCCAUUCAAUGAGAAUCACUCAAAGUAAACAAACUGCGAAAAGGUCCAAAUGUAAACAAGAAAGUUUUCACUGGAAUUGCAAGGCAUGUCUGGAUGCGUGGUGAAAUCAAAAAACAUUGAGCAAGAUGAUUGUGAUGAUUUUGAUAUGAAUGGCCCUCAAGAAUAGCGGUUGACAUUAUUAAUGGUUUUAAACAUCAAAUAUUGGUGUUUAAAAAAGUGGAACUGACAAAUGAGAAUUAAAACGAAUGGCAAUGAAGGUAAACAAAGAUGCUGGCCUUAAUAUAUUCAUAAUUGAUUUGGAAUUGAAAUCUGUAUUGGGAUCUUUACUUGAAUAUUGCAGAUUGAUAAAUGACCUUUACCAGCAAUUAGUAUUUUAAUAAUGUGCUCUAACCAAUGGACAUGAAAUGUGUUUCCUGCCACUCGUUUGGAUCCACUUUAUAGACACGCGUUCACAGUUUAAUAACCGUUUAUUAUUGAGAUAAUCAAGUUACAAAUAAUAUACAUGAGUGUAUAAGUUGCAUUAUUGUAUUUCCUUCAAAUUAUUACUUCAAAGGUAACUCUAUUUCUGUUUUUUUUCAUUGACUUAUGCAUUCAAUUAGAAACAUAUUGUCCAAAAGUAAUCUGUGAAAAUCAAUUGGUCAUACAAUGAUUGAAUUUUGUAUUGUAAUCAAAUUGAAAUGGGCAAAACUGUUGAAUGGCUACUCAAUUGUAAUUUAAUGACUUCUCUUGGUUGAUUCAAAUAUGAUGUAAUGGUAAUUAUUUCAGUGUAAUUCUAUUGUUGCAAUAAUAUUAUUUUUAUAACUUAUCGAGCUUGAAUCUUGCCUUCAUCUGGUAUUGUCUUCAAUUUUGUACGAAAAGAAAAACCAGUUUUGUCGAUUCUCUCCUCUUUUUAACUAACUUAUUGAUUCCACUUUACUCAAUUUAUUUAAAUUGUUAACCUUUUUGCUUUUUGUUUUCAACUUUUCAAGUACACUUAAGAUGUGCAGAAUCACAAUUCACCUAUUAUCACUUUUUUUCUGACAAAUGAAGAUGAAAUUCAAUAAAAUGUUGAUGGCUCAUUUCAAGUUUCACUAUUGAUUCAAGUCUUUUAGGCAAUCAUUAUGAACAUCGUUUCAGAAAUUUAUUAUCUUUUCUCACCUCAACACUAAUUUUUGCUUUAACCAGUUUAAUGUUUCCAAUUUGCCAUUUCUUUGAAACUAAUAUUGUCUGAUAAAUUAAUUUUACUUUUCUAAUAAUCCGAUAACUGUGAUUUUAGAUGGGCCAUUUAUUUAACUUAAUCAAGCUAAUAAUUACUGUUGUUAAAAUCUGUUAAUGUUUGGUACAUCAGUAACACUAUUUGUUAGCUGAAUUAGAAGGUUAAACCUAAAAUUUCUGUCUAUGUUCACUUUUUAAACAUUUGUUUAAAUCUGUUUCUAUUUCUUCUUAUUUAUAUUAUUGUGUUAUCAUGGGUUCAUCCAAAAUCUCUUCGCCAUCAUUGUAUGACCAAAAUGAAAUAGCUAUACAAGCCACCAACAUUAAAGUGUCCAUCAAACAAUCAUGGAAACAAAUUAAUAUUCUUAAUGGUUUAACUCUUACAGUUCCAAAAGGUUGUAUUUAUGGUCUCAUUGGUCCUUCUGGAUGUGGCAAGACAACAUUUCAAAGAUGCAUUUUAGGACAACAUCGGAUAAGCUCUGGCCAUCUUCAAGUAAUGGGACACUCUCUCAGCAAACCUGUUGGUGACAGUAUUGAUGUUAAAAAGCGCAAGGAACUACGAUCCGAUUUUUUAGGUCCAAUUAUUGGUUAUAUGCCUCAAGACAUUGCUUUAGACGCUGAGUUAACCAUUGAUGAAAUGUUAAUCUUUUUUGGUCAACUAUACGGUUUAUCAAAAGCUGAAAUAACCAAUCAAGUGGAUAAAUUAGUGCACAUAUUGAACAUUUCAUCUUUUCAUCGAUCACUCAAAAUUUCUCAGCUGAGUUUAGGAACUCAAAGAAGAGUUUCCUUAAUCUGUUCUCUUCUACAUUCACCUGAUUUGUUGUUGCUCGAUGAACCAACUGUUGGCUCUGAUCCAGUGGUAGUGGACAAAAUAUGGGCCCAUUUAUUGCAUCUACGAUCUGAUUGUAAAAUAACGAUUGUGCUAGCCACUCAUUAUUUAGAAGAGGUGAACAAAGCUGAUUAUUUUGCUUUCGUAAGCUCUGGUAAAGUGAUAAUUGAAGAAAGACCAGAACAAUUUAAAAAGAAACAAAAUGAAAACUCACUUGAAGCAGCUAUUCUAUCGUUUUACAUGACAAAAGAAAUAAAAGAUCACAUUGGAAAAGAUUUAAAGAAGUAUUACAUUAUUGAUGGAAUUGAUCAAACACCAGAAGAGCCAAAGAACAACAAUAAUCAUUCUAAUCAUACAAUUUUUAACCAAAACCUAAUGCCAUCCUCAUCUAAAGUAACACGGAAUCGAUUGUCGUAUCUAAAGGCUUAUAAGCUUCUGACUUGGAGAUAUUGGUGCAGAUGGAAAGCCUUUACUUUGUAUCAAUUCAUAGGUGUUGGCUUUUUAUUGGUAGUCGUUUUGUUCACACUGGGUCGUUUAUUUGGACACUUUCCGUUGGGUUUGAAAAUUGGAGUUGUUAAUCAUGAUAAAACUGGAAAUUUAAGUCAACUGUACUUGGCAUCAAUUACCAAUCACACCAAUUAUUGGCAAACUGUGACUUUCCAAUUUGAAGGCGAUGCUCGUGUUCAACUUGAGAUGAAUAGAUUGUCAGCGUUUUUCAUUAUCGGAGAAGAUUUUAGUGAGACUUUUGAGCAUUUCUCAUCUUAUGGUGGACUCAAUUUGAAUGGUAUUGAUGAUUUUCAGCAUAAAGGAUUAACGUUAAUACUUGACAUUUCUAAUCGUUUUGUUGCCGAUGCAAUAGAAAUUGUUGCUCUUCGCUCGCUGAUCAACCUUCAAUCCUCCACAUCAUUAAUGUCCGAAUCGUCAACAAUCUCACCAUCAACCGAUCUUUCACCUUCAAUAUUAUCAGAAAAAUUUAAAAUUGCUGGACUAAUUGCUAUUGAACCAAUUUAUAGUUGGUCAAAAUUAGAUGAGUUGAAAUAUUUAGCUCCAACAAAAUUCGUUCUUGUCAAGUUUUUGUUCCAUGUUUCAGAAUCUUUUUCUAUGAUUCUGGUAAUGUUAAUUGAAGUCUAUGAACAUCGUUGUUUAGUAAAUGAACGUCUUGCAGCUGGUGGGCUACAUAGAUGGGAACUAAUUACUUCACUGAUUGUACUCUCAACCGGAUUGCUUUACCCAACUUACCUUUGCUCAUUUGGUUUUAUAAAUUUUUUUGUUGAUGUACCGGCCAAUGGAGGAGUUGCUUUCAUCCUUAUUUUGACACUCGCAAUGAUUUUGUGUGGCAUAAUUAAAGGACUGUUUAUUGGAUCCUUAACAUCAUCACCAAUCUAUGCCGUGUUUCUUCAAUGUGCUUACGGGUUUACUGGACUAUUUUGUGGAGGCGUUAUAUGGCCAAAUGAAUCUUUGCCAUACUUUAUCAAACCAAUACAAAUGGUAUAUCCAUAUACCCAUUCUGGAGAGUCAGCUGUUCAAUCAAUGAUUUAUGGUCGAUCCUUGGCUGAUUAUAGAGUUUACCAAGGAUUAAUUAUUGCCUGGUUACAUGUCUUUACCACUUUAACUCUAACAAUGUAUUGGUCAAGAAAUUGGAAAUUGGCUUCACAUUAAUGUUUAGUAAGAGUUGAAUUGAAUCAGCAAAGUAAAAGAUUGAAAAUGGCGGUUAAAAUAGUUGCCAGAGCUACUUCAAGAUAUGGAAAGUUCCCGCUGGAAACGCAACGUUAGUUUCAACUUGAAAGUUUCGAGUUUAAACUUUUAAUUUAUUAAACUUUAGAUAAUUACAAUUAGCAAACUUAUUCUAUUGCUCUAAUUUCAAAAGUAUUCGAAUUAUCAUUGGUAUCUUGACAGCUCUUAAUCCCAAAAUUCCAGCUCUCUCUUCACUCUACAGUAUUUGAAUAUCUAUUAGAUAUUAGCUACGAUAGAUGGAGAAUUUCAGUUUUCCCGGUAAAAUGCGAAAUUUAUUUAUUGCUACAAGAGACAAUACGGCCAUUACUGAUCACAUUUUCGUUACUGAGCAGAAUUCAAACCUAGUUUUCAUUCUCAGUCUCAAUCUUUGUAAAUACAAAUAGAUCCAAAUUUAAAAUGAAAACCAUGAAAUAAAAUCCUUUAACUCACAA